Leptonychotes weddellii (Weddell seal) is the source of this 1259-nucleotide messenger RNA. RefSeq names its product hydroxyacylglutathione hydrolase (gene HAGH). Gene Ontology annotation, biological process: glutathione metabolic process. The record is from RefSeq and is a predicted model, not a curated record. Gene Ontology annotation, cellular component: mitochondrion. Gene Ontology annotation, molecular function: hydroxyacylglutathione hydrolase activity. NCBI's taxonomy places the organism in Eukaryota, Metazoa, Chordata, Mammalia, Carnivora, Phocidae.
GCAGCGCUGUCCCGUCCGCGACAGCCCGUUCCGCUCUGCGCUCUACCGGGUGCUCGGCAGUCGCGGCGCCUCAAUUCCUGGGAGCCGCUGUCCAGUAGCUGCCCCGGGACGCUGGCCUGGUCCCUGGAGAGAGGCUGAGGCCUUGUCGCUGCUCUCCGGCCGCCGCCGCCGCCGGUAGCUCGCGGCUCCCGGCCCGCACUCAGGCCCAGCCCUGCUGGGAGUCCUUCUCCAUCACACGGACUUAAGGAAGAGCUUGACUGUGGAACAGGGCACCAUGAAGGUUGAGUUACUGCCCGCACUGACCGACAACUACAUGUACCUGAUCAUCGAUGAUGAGACCAAGGAGGCCGCCGUCGUGGACCCGGUGCAGCCCCAGAAGGUUGUAGAAACGGUGAAAAAGCAUGGUGUGAAGCUGACCACGGUGCUCACCACUCACCACCACUGGGACCACGCUGGCGGGAACGAGAAGUUGGUCAAGCUGGAGCCUGGGCUGAAGGUGUGCGGGGGUGAUGACCGGAUCGGGGCCCUGACUCACAAGGUCACGCACCUCUCCACACUGCAGGUGGGGUCUCUCAACGUCAAGUGCCUGUCCACACCGUGCCACACUUCUGGACACAUCUGCUACUUUGUGAGCAAGCCCAGCAGCUCUGAGCCUCCUGCUGUGUUCACAGGUGACACCUUGUUCGUGGCUGGCUGUGGGAAGUUCUACGAAGGGACAGCGGAUGAGAUGCAUAAAGCCCUACUUGAGAUCCUGGGCCGGCUCCCUCCAGACACAAGAGUGUACUGUGGCCACGAGUAUACCAUCAACAACCUCAAGUUUGCGCGGCACGUAGAGCCCAACAACGCUGCCAUCCAGGAGAAGCUGGCCUGGGCCAAGGAGAAGUACAGUAUCGGGGAGCCCACGGUGCCAUCCACCAUCGCAGAGGAGUUCACCUACAACCCGUUCAUGAGAGUGAGGGAGAAGACCGUACAGCAGCAUGCUGGCGAGACUGACCCCGUGACCACCAUGAGGGCCAUCCGCAAAGAGAAGGACCAUUUCAAGGUGCCCCGGGACUGAGGCGGCUGUGGGGCCUGGGGUGCCCGUGGCUGCCACCACUCUCAAGCACAUUUGGGUAUUCAGAUGUUUUAGAUAAAUUUCCUGCCAGGAGUGCAGGAAAUCCAGUCUUGGUUUAAUUUUAAAUUAAUCUCAAAGCCCUUUGCCCGUGUUAUCAGAUGUUCUAAUGCAUAUUUAUAAGAGAAGUUGAAAGUGUAUUCCUGGA